CGUAAGUGGAUCAUGUGACCGAAGCAGACCAUGUGACGCAGCAGAUGUGCUUCGUCGGCUGUCUUUCUCCACUGACUAAAGAAAGCUGAUACAAUGAGGCUGGUCAUUCUGGACGACUAUGAUCUGUCCAGUGAGUGGGCAGCCAAAUACAUCCGCAACAAGAUCAUCCAGUUCCAGCCGUCUGCCGACAGAUGCUUCACUCUGGGGCUGCCUACAGGGAGCACUCCUUACGGCUGCUACCAGAAGUUAAUUGAAUACUACAGAAAUGGAGAUAUUUCUUUCAAAUAUGUGAAAACCUUCAACAUGGAUGAAUAUGUAGGUCUCCCACGAGCUCAUCCAGAGAGUUACCACUCCUACAUGUGGAACACCUUCUUCAAGCACAUAGACAUCGAUCCAGCCAACGCUCACAUCCUGGAUGGAAAUGUAGACGACCUGGAAGCCGAGUGUCAGGCCUUCGAGCAGCAGAUCACGAAGGCCGGAGGCAUCGAGUUGUUUGUUGGAGGUAUUGGCCCUGAUGGUCACAUUGCGUUCAAUGAGCCAGGCUCCAGCCUCGUUUCCAGGACCAGAGUGAAAACCCUAGCUAAGGACACCAUUGUGGCCAAUGCUCGGUUCUUUGGUAACGACCUGUCCAAGGUUCCCACCAUGGCUCUCACUGUGGGUGUAGGAACUGUCAUGGCAGCCAAAGAGGUGAUGAUUCUGAUCACAGGAGCACACAAAGCCUUUGCUCUGUAUAAAGCCAUAGAGGAGGGAGUCAACCACAUGUGGACAGUAUCAGCCUUCCAGCAGCAUCCACGCACCAUCUUUGUCUGUGACGAGGACGCCACGCUGGAGCUGCGAGUCAAGACCGUGAAGUACUUCAAAGGGUUAAUGCAUGUUCAUAACAAGCUGGUGGACCCGGUGCUCAGUAUAAAGGACCAAAAAGACGGUUGAAGGUUCCUGGAUCCAACACGAAUGGACAACAUUAUUACUGUGGUACUGUUCUAUACAGAGGAACUGCUGACUCCCAGUCAGCUUUGUACUUUGUCAAUUUAUGGACUUUAAGGAACUUCGGAUAAUCUUAGCCCCAGACAGUUCCGAUCCUCAGUGAGUGGGAAAAUGAUCAGGUUCCUUUUACAUAAAUGGCGCUUCUCCCUCUAAAGUUCUUUGUUCUGCAGUUUGUGUUUAAAGGGAAGUUCUAAAGUUUUGUUCACUUGGUUUUGUAUGGAAAUGAACCCAGUCUGUGAAUGAAACUGCAGUUUGAAAUAAUGUAUGAUGAAUUCAACGAUGUUCAAGGGCCCAUGAAAUGUUUUAAUCCCUUUGUUAACUGUUCAUUUAUCUCUUGUUAUAAAAACAAUAUCAAACAAA
Messenger RNA from Platichthys flesus (European flounder), 1344 nucleotides. It is a transcript of the gene gnpda2, whose product is annotated as glucosamine-6-phosphate deaminase 2. The record is from RefSeq and is a predicted model, not a curated record. Gene Ontology annotation, cellular component: cytoplasm. NCBI's taxonomy places the organism in Eukaryota, Metazoa, Chordata, Actinopteri, Pleuronectiformes, Pleuronectidae. The transcript has 7 exons. Gene Ontology annotation, molecular function: glucosamine-6-phosphate deaminase activity; identical protein binding. Gene Ontology annotation, biological process: carbohydrate metabolic process; N-acetylglucosamine catabolic process; N-acetylneuraminate catabolic process. The coding region runs from base 94 to 930 and encodes 278 amino acids.